CGUUAAGUUUCCAAACGUCCCUGAUGAAUUUAAGGUGUAGUAACAUUAACACACGUCAACUCAGCUAUUUAUUGAUUAUUAAACAAUGUUGCUAUUGUCCGAAGUAAGCUAGCAAGCUAACACUCUGCUCCAACAACGGUAACUACAAUGCAUUGAACUAUUAAUUUCAUGCACUUCAUCACAUUGACAUUACUGUACCUCUAUCUUUUUCACGUUUUUCUUCCUCUUCUUUCCUUCUUUUCCUUCCUUGGGCGCCGGAUGGCUUCAGUCUUUUGGACAUAAUUUCGAUACAGUGUCAUUAAUCUUUUUCUUCGUCUCUGGGUCACGGUCCGGUCAGAUUCAGGCAGCUGGCCUCUUGACCCCGCCCCCCUCACCUCUGUGAGCAACGGCUCGUUUCACCCAGAAAAAAGGCUUCUGCAUUAUUUAAUAGUCUUUGCUAUGACUUUAUGUUGCUGUGGGCUUAUAUAAUAUUUCGAAUAUAUAUAUAUAGUAUAUAUUUUUAUUUUUUUUUAUUUUUUUUUUUCCCCGUUUUCGGCGCCCCCUACGGAUGACGGCGCCCCUAGCAUUUGCCUAUACUGCCUAUGCCCAGGGCCGGCUCUGCCCAAAAGGCCGAGAAGCAAUGGCCCACAAGUGUCUGGGGCCAACUCAAAUUCUUGGCACACAAGUUACUUGUUGUGGUGCCAUGUUUGUAAGUGUGCAUAGCAAACGCUGCUGCUGAUCACCUCCGCCCCAAGGUAAUCUAAGUGCACCUCUGAGUCUUGAAUCAAGACUCAUGAUAGACAGCUGCUUGACAUUUGACACACUCAAAGGGCGCAGCCAUACAGCAAAGCCCACCAAAAAUCACUUAAACUCUUGAACGUUCCUCUCCACGGAAAUCUUUAGUAAAAGGGCGAAAGACUUGUGCAUUUUGAAGAAAAACCAGAGUCAACAUAGCUCCUCUCCUUGAGAGCAGCCAAGGAGUCUAUCCGCCGGAGUCAACGCAGUCUCGGUCGGCCCGGCCGGCCACCAUGGGACAGCCUUUCUUCAAUGUUUUUGGUUUGUCGGCCAUUAAACCGCCCACAUUUGACUGCAUGUUUGGAAGCGCAUUCUUACUGUUGGUUGUGUGCUGCAGUUUUCUAUCGAUCGCUGAGGCUGUGGCACAUUUGAAGCGGCAGCUUCAGCAGCAGACUCAGGAAGACAAAGACUCAGGAAGACAAAGACAAAGGAGUCUAAACCGGAGUCUAACAAUGAGGCUAAUGAGGCCAAGUACCUGGCUGCAAUUGUUUUUCUAACUUUCACAUAUGUGCACUUUUUCCAUUCCUGUUUAUGUUUCCUCUCGCAGAUAUUACAAACCUCACAUUCACUCACAGCAUCACCGUAAUCUAUCCUCACUUAUAUAUCCCACCCGCUCCUCACACAUCCAACACCUUGUUGCAGGGGGCCUGUGUGCCAGUCAGCUACACGCAAGACUGAGUUCAUCUCUGGCUUUGCUACUGAGCAAUGCCUGGACUUCCUUGCUCUCACUGAGACUUGGAUACUACCCUCCAACACAGCCACCCCUGUGGCUCUCUCCUCCACCCACUCUUUCUCCCACACACCCAGAUCCACUGGAAGAGGUGGUGAGACAGGUCUGCUCAUCAACCCCAGCUGGACUUUCACUCUUUACCCACUGCCACACUUCUCUUCACAGUCAUUUGAAUGUCAUGCUGUAACUAUAACUCACCUAGUAAAACUAAUCAUUGUUCUCAUCUACCGUCCACCAGGCCCAUUGGGACACUUCUUGGAGGAACUGAUGUCCUCCUUUCAAACAUCGCAGAAAAUGGCCCACCACUUGUUCUUCUUGGCGACUUCAACAUCCAGUCAGAGAAGUCAUCCGAUCUACUUAUUUUAAUUUCCUCUCUUUCUCUCUCACUUGCUCCUUCUCCACCAACUCAAAAAGCUGGCAACCACCUUGACCUAAUUUUCACCAGAAACUGCUCCACCUCUAACCUCAAGGUAACUCUACUUCAUGUCUCUGGUCAUUUCUUCAUAUCCUACUCUCUCCCACUCUCCCAAUCUGAUGAUCUCAUCUCAUCAGAUAUUGCACUUGUCCGUCUUAACAUUCGAUCUCUCUCCCCCUCCUCUCUGUCCUCAACUGUUCUAUCAGCACUUCCUUCAGCUGACUCCUUCUCCCUCAUGCAUCCCUCUCUUGUUUACAUGUUGCACAACAUCCAAAGGAUACGACCUCUUCUAACCCAGAAGGCAGCACAGGUUCUGGCCCAGCCUCUUGUCAUCUCACGCUUGGACUACUGCAACUCCCUCCUGGCUGGUCUCCCUGCGUGUUCCAUAUGACCUCUGCAACUCAUCCAGAAUGCAGCAGCUCGACUGGUCUUCAACUUACCAAAAUUCUCCCACACUACACCGCUCCUCCACUCCCUUCACUGGCUUCCUAUAGCUGUUCGCAUCCGCUUCAAGACUCGAUCCAUGCUACAAACGGAUCCGGUCCAGCCUAUUUCACCAUUCAAGUGCCACAACUGCAACAACAAUCAACUUUCUACUGAGACAGACAAACCCAACUUAAAGGGUUUUUUCGAUCAGUUUGAUCAAACCUUAAUUAUUUUGGAAGAUUAUUUGUUCUUUAUUCAAUACAUAUUUGAUACUUGCUCUGCUUUCCUUUUCCAGAUCAACGCUGAGUUUAUGCGAAUUACAACAGUUCCCUUGGAGACAAAGUUCUUGGCGCAGUUGGACAAGCACAUGUCCAAACUGCUGGAUGUCAUCAGGAGCAAGGGAGGACGUGUGCAAGAACAGACCAAGAGGACCUUGCAGGUUUUAGAUGAGACUGUGGACAUCACAAUAAGAAGAGAGUGCAUCCUUAAAUCUUUGAUGAUCUACCUGGGUGAACCUGUUCAUCACCUCAUCAAAGAAUACCAGGAAAAUGAAGCUGACGAACUGGAGCAGGCAACGAUGGCUAUCGUUGUCAGUGGACAAGAGGACAUUAAAAUAGUCAUCGAUGGAAUAGAGGUCCUGAAAGAGGUGCCCACAACUGCUGCGGCUGUUGCAAUGUUCUUCGGGCUCACCUACGCACUCAAACUAAAAUAUCCGAAAAAUUUGCAGCACACCCUUGAAUUUGUGCAAAAAGUCCUGAUGGAGCUUGGUGGAAAAAAUAUGUCCCCAAAAGUUCAUAGGCUGAGCACCCUGCUUUACAACCCAGAGUAGGCAGAGUUGAAUUCAACUCACUCGCCUGAUUUUGUUUUCCCAUUGCUGAGAACAAUUUAUAAUGUUUCUACAACCAAGACUUUGUACCCUUUUGAGGUUGGUGUUCGGAGUUUGCACUUGCAUGACAGCAUUUCCACUGCAAUAUUGACAAAAGUUUCUGCCCAAGUUAUCACAGGCACGAGUGGGCAGUGUGCUGAAAACUGGAGAGUGACUGCAUUUGCACUGCAGUGUUUGCACAGAUUUUUGAAUGUCAGAUUUUUUAGCCCAAGAGAGGGCCAGGAGCUACCUCACAUGUUUGCAUUGAAUUAAGGAGAUUCACACAAAUCAUCUGACAACACUUUAUUUUAAGGAAUAAUACCUGUAUUACGUUCCAUUUUGAAAUAGGACAAUUUUCUGAUUUUGUUUUUAGGAGCAUUUUCUGUUACUAUUAGUAACUUAUUUUAGUCAGUAUUUAAUUUACAUUUUCAAGCGAACAAACUGCAUGUAUGGUACAUUUGGUUCUCGCUGAACAGAAACAGACAUUUCUUGGUUGCUCUUUGUAUUUGAGAAGGACUGUUCUAAAGGACUAUGUUUAACUAUUUU
Messenger RNA from Solea solea (common sole), 3756 nucleotides. RefSeq lists its product as uncharacterized. The coding region runs from base 2443 to 3174 and encodes 243 amino acids. The record is from RefSeq and is a predicted model, not a curated record. The transcript is spliced from 3 exons. NCBI's taxonomy places the organism in Eukaryota, Metazoa, Chordata, Actinopteri, Pleuronectiformes, Soleidae.